AUGGUACUGUGCUUGAGCUACGGAUCAACAGCGGAGGAAGCUUCUAACUUUGGGUUUGUGGUGUUUGACGAUUCGGAACCCGUACAGAAAAUCCUAAGCAACCGGCCCAUUAAGUUCAGAGGAGAUGUCAGACUGAACGUGGAGGAAAAGAAGACUCGCUCCGCCCGGGAAGGGGACCGGCGAGACAUCCGCCCCAGAGGUCCAGGUGGCCCCGGAGGGCCCCGAGAGAGGAUAGGGGGGCCCAGGGGCCCCCCCACCAGGGGUGGCAUGGCACAGAAACCCAGCUUUGGCUCUGGACGAGUACUGGACCCAGUGAAGGAGGUCGCUACAUGGGACCUCGUCAGUGAAUGUCACUCUGAAGUUGGUCGGAUGUCCUACCAUGCCAGUUACUACUACUGAUGUCAGUUGCCCCUACUCUUUGUAUUAUAAAACAAAGAUGGCUUCUACAUCCCUCCCUCCCUUCGCGUUUUGUUUUGUUCCUUGGGAUUCUGGAAUGUGAUCCAUCUCUCCUUUUCUCCUGACUUUGACAUGAUCUGGGCUUUUCUCCUCGUCUUUUACAUCAUCCUGAACUUGAAUUUGUUGAAAGAUUUCAAAAAUUAAAAUUAAAAGGGUCUUAAACUAACUAGUUGAAUUGGAACAGCCCAGUUUGGUUUUGGCGUUCUCUCCCUGUUUCUUAAAGGAACGUGUAUGUACUGCUUGGGCAGUCCUGUGUAUUACCACCACUGUCUUUUCAGGUCAAAUGCAAGUAAUGGUUUUAUUUUAAAUUGUGAAGUUGAAUCAUGGUUGUAAAUGGUUAUUAUUGAGCAUGUACCAAAUCCGGUCUGCCUUUCACUACUGAUGUACUUCAUCAUGACAAAUCAGCUGAUGAGAGAACUGAAUAAACAUGUUUUACUGUUUUAAA
Messenger RNA from Oncorhynchus gorbuscha (pink salmon), 901 nucleotides. Its product is annotated as ras GTPase-activating protein-binding protein 1-like. NCBI's taxonomy places the organism in Eukaryota, Metazoa, Chordata, Actinopteri, Salmoniformes, Salmonidae. The transcript is spliced from 2 exons. The coding region runs from base 1 to 399 and encodes 132 amino acids. The record is from RefSeq and is a predicted model, not a curated record.